Molecule: messenger RNA, 2718 nt
Organism: Helianthus annuus (common sunflower)
Lineage: Eukaryota; Viridiplantae; Streptophyta; Magnoliopsida; Asterales; Asteraceae
Product: probable WRKY transcription factor 2
Biological process (GO): regulation of DNA-templated transcription
Molecular function (GO): DNA-binding transcription factor activity; sequence-specific DNA binding
Source: RefSeq, a predicted model, not a curated record
UUUAAUUCACGCGGCUUCUCACCCUCUCUCUCCAAUCAAUCCAAACCCUAAUUGUUCGCCUGUAUACGUUUCAUCUUUCUUAAAUUCAUAUUUUUCAAAGUCAAACCCUAGAUGCGAAGAAAAAAAAUAAGCCAAUGGAUCUUCUGUUGAUUUCUCAAACUCAAACCCCAAUGGCGAUUUCUCAAACUGCACUGAUAUUGUUUCCCACCAUUGAUUUCUUGACCAUCGGAAGAAGAAAUUUAUCUUCUAUCAUCUCAAGUUAAGAAACAAGUGGAGGCUACACAAAACCCUCAUCUUAUUAUUAUACAAUCACUCAAUCCACACAAUUAAAAUUCAUUCUCUUCCAAUCCAAUCCAAACACACAACAUCUUCUCCCCAAUUCUUGCUAAACCGUUUCUGAAUCCGAUAGGAUUUCAACAACGAAACCCUAAGUUUGGGAUUCAUUUCAGCCUCCAGUUCGUUGAUAAACUGUAGUUAUUGUAAAACAAUGGCUAAAGGUGGCUUCAAGCAAGAGCAUGAAUUCUCAAAGAGGCAUGCAGAGGCUUCAAGGAUCAGGGAGAAACAUCCUGAUAGAGAAUUCCGAUAUUGAAUUCUUUUCAAAUCUCAUUUGUCAAUCUGUGUUCAUCACCAACACUUUUCCGCAAUAACCCAGAUCAUACUUCCACCUGAGGUGAUGGAUUGGGAGAAGGAUAUAGUAUGCUUGAUCAAGCUGGCAACCGGAAGUUGCGUGUAUCAGUUAGUCAAAGCAAGCUCGCUACCAAAGUAGCCAAAAAGCAUUGAUCAUCUGAUAGAUCCACAGGCAGACGCUAAUACACUUGGGAGUGGAACUCAGAGCACAUACUUCUCGGAAACAAGAAAAGGAACAUUUUCAAAGAUCAAGAGAACCCGAGCCCCAUUUCACUAAAGUGAGAUAGACCCAAUGUCAAUAAUCUUUGACAACCCAACGUCGGCUAGCGUCGCUUGAAAGUUCAUAUUUAGGACAAUGUUCAUCGGCCGGCAAAAUCUAAACAUCAAAAAGCAACAUGAAAAUUGACUUCAAUUCCAUUAGAUCCAGAGAUAAGAGGGUUUCUAAAAAUGUAGAGAUAGCAGCGUAGAGAGGCCAUGUGGUGAAAUUUGGCUCAUGAAAUGACAAUAGAGUAUAGUGUUUAUGACAACCUAACCAGUGGGUUCACUUUUCAUGGACCCGACAAACAACUCGGGUCAGAAAACGGUGCAUUUGGCGCUGAACAGAAAUCAGCAAGCUCAAGGUCAGGUUUUGUUGAAAGAAUGGUUGCUAGAGCUGGUUACAAUGCUCCAAGAUUAAACACUGACGUUAUCAGACCUCCUCCUGCUGACGUGGACAAACAAUCGUCUGUUUUGACAAUCCCUCCUGGUCUUAGUCCUACUUCGCUUUUAGAUUCGCCGGUUUUUCUGUCGAAUUCGCUGGCUCAACCAUCUCCAACAACUGGGAAAUUCACAUUUGCACAAAAUAAAGAUGAUUCUUUUAAAGAAUUCAACAAUUCAUCUUUUGCACUUAAACCUGUUCUUGAAUCUGCUGCUUCUGUUCCUGUUUCCAACAAGGUGGUUGUUAAUUUGCCUUUUAUGUCUUGGCAAUCUGAGAAUCGCGUACCAUCUCAAAGUAUUGAAACCGCCAAAAACGGUGGUUUAAAUGGGAAUAUUGUUCAAGAACAUCACGAAGAAGAUGCAGAUCAAAUACCGAGUCGCGAUAAUGUUAAUUACGUAAGUGAAGAUGGGUAUAACUGGAGAAAGUAUGGCCAAAAACAAGUGAAGGGUAGUGAGUAUCCUAGAAGCUAUUACAAAUGCACUUAUGCACAUCGUCCGGUCACAAAAAGUGAGCGAUCUCACGAGGGCCACAUCACCGAAAUUAUUUAUAAAGGGGCCCACAGUCAUCCAAAACCUCUCCCUGACCGUAGAUCCGAGUUCGCUUCUUCUAACGACAUCCAAGGUGGCACGAUCAAAUUGCUAAAACCAGGUUGGUACGAUCAGCCCACAACCUAGGCCAUUUGUGUUGAAGAAGGUGAUAAAGCAGAUGAAGGAAUCUACAUAAAGCAGAUGAAGGAAUCUACAUAAGAUCUGGGAAUCCUUCAUGUGACCAAGAUCAAGUGUUUAUAGUGGCCCAGUUUGAACCGCACCAAAAAAGAUAAUUUGACAUUAAGAUGUGCAGGGAGACAAUGUAUAGAAGGUAUGCUUGAAGUUGACAAAAUCUGGGUUGGCUACUCUGAAUCUAUAGGUAGCUCAACCGCAUCAACUCUGUUGUGCGUGAAUUGUUAUAAAGGAAAAACAACAUUUGUUUCGCAUGGUCAGAUUACCAUUUUUAAUAAGUCACGGUUACCGUUUAAAAUUGGUGUGCAUUCUGCUAGGAAAUUGGUUUGGUGGUUUAGUGGGCACCCCGAUCUGAGCCACCUGGCACCUGACUUAAAGAGCACAGAAACAACCACGCUUUUUUAGCACCUUCCGGCUAGGCCCUAGGCGGAGCCUAAGCACCUUGAGCGCGCCUUGCACCUGUAAUAACUAUGAUUACAACACGCUACCUGCAAAGAGAAACAAUAUAUUUUUUGUUUCACCAAUUGCAAGUUAUUGACUACAAGUUUGUUUGAUGUGUUCAUCAAUGCUUUAAGUGUAAUUCAAAAUAUCAUGUGUAUAGCUUACAUCAUAUUCUCUUGUAGUUCAUGAAUUUUAUCAUUUUAUAAAAAAAAUCAAGGUUUUACUUUUGGAAAA